UGGAGCGAUGAGACGAUCGCGAUUGGCGCACGUGCUUAUUUUUAUCGCGGAUAGCUAAUUAGAAGUUAUCGAAAGUUUAGAAGGAAUGAAUCAUUGAUUGCUUGGUAGUAAAAAGUAGUUGAAAGUGUAAGCAUGGAACGAGUGAAGGUCGUUUAGUGGAGUAACUGUGGUAUUUUAUUUUUGUGCUGGAAUAAAAUGAACGCGACGUAGGUUUAACUUAUUGGAUCCAGGAGCAAUUGGAAGAUCUAUUAGAUCCUCGCAGGGGCUGUCGAUCGGGUCACCAGAUACACUCGCGCGCGGCCAGGGACGACGUCCUCGGCGAUCGUCGGGCGACAAUCGCCGAUACGGUUGGACGAUUGUUUCCUUCGUCCUUCCUGUUGCAGUCCAGUUUCGUCGUUCGAACGUGCAUCAUGUACGGGGGCAGACGUGCGACGGAAAGGACCUCCCUCACGAGGUCCUUCGAUUCCCCUGAUUACGUGGAAUUCGUCGACCACUCGAGGACCAGGAAGUCGAGGAUCAGGCAAUUUCAAUGCUGCGUCUGCGCCACCUUGAUAGCGUUCUUCACGAUGGCCCUGAUAGUGGCCGUCAGCUACUCCGUGAGCAACGACGUCACGGAUGAAGCACCGAACCUCACGAAUCCCGUGCUCGAGGUGUCCCCGAACUUAACAGGGACUCUGAGGCUAGGUUUCGCUCCAGGAUCAGGAUCCUACACGCUGUUCAGCGACGCGGGGAUCCCCUCGAACGCGAACUCGAUCUUCGUCUCGGACAAGGACUCUUCAGGGCCAGCGCUGAGCGACGGCGAGUACAAGGAAGGAUUGGAAGCAGGUCGCCAGGCGAUGAACGAUCGUCUGUUCGCGGACGCCACCGCAUUGGCGUCCCCAUUGCCUUCGCCUUCGCCAGCUUCGAGGCAUCGUUACGCUGUGAGCACCUGCGUGAGCGUCAGAGCUCUGGCCCUAGCUGCAGUGGCAGAACUAGCUGCCACCAAGAGGAUAGAGGACUCCAGGGCCAUCCUGGGAGCCCCUUCAGCCGUGGGGAGCUUCUUCGACGGCGAUUGGGUACCUCGUGGCGCCUGCAAACAGCUGGUCAGCCAGGAAUGCGUCGCGAGCAAGUAUCGAAGCUUCGACGGAAGCUGCAACAGGCCGUUGCAGUGGGGGGCUACGAUGACCCCUUUCAGAAGGGUCCUACCUCCCAGUUACUCAGAUGGCGUCGAGGCUCCGCGCAAGGCUCUGUCAGGAUCGGAGCUACCGUCGGCACGAGAGGUCAGUCUGAAGGUUCAUAGGCCCUCGCCGAGCAGCAAUCCUGACUUCACGGUGAUGCUGGCUGUGUACGGACAGUUUUUGGAUCAUGAUAUCACUGCUACAGCGAUUAGUCAAGGCGUGAAUGGUAGUUCCAUCUCGUGUUGUCCUCCUUCAGUCGGCCACCCUGAGUGUUUCCCAGUUCCUGUGGCCUCGGGGGAUCCUGUUUUCGACGUCACGGGAAGGACUUGCAUGGAGUUUGUCAGGUCCGCUGGCGCACCUCAGUGCAAGAUCGGUCCCAGGCAGCAGUUGAAUCAGGUGACAGCGUUCAUAGACGGUUCCGCGAUAUAUGGCUCCGACGUUUCCAUGGCACGCGACCUGCGAGAGUUCUCCGGGGGUCGAUUGAGGAUGCAGAGGACCCCGGACAAUCGAACGCUAUUGCCGGCGAGCACGAAUCCGGAUGACGGCUGCAACAGGGAGAGCGAGCGUCUGAGAGGACGCUACUGCUUCGCAGCCGGCGACGCCAGGGCGAACGAGAACUUGCACUUGACGACGAUGCAUCUCCUCUGGGCGAGGCAGCACAAUAGGAUCGUCGAGGAGCUGGCUAAGAUCAAUCCAGCCUGGGACGACGAGACACUCUACGAGGAGUCUCGACGCAUAGUCGUCGCUCAGCUCCAGCACAUCACCUAUCAGGAAUUCGUGCCUACCGUCCUCGGCGAGCAGGAGACCGAGUCUCGAGAGCUGAAACCCCUGAAGUCGGGCUACAGACAGUGGACAGAGGAUCCGGACGAGCCUAACAACGAUCCAACCAUAGCAAACAGUUUCGCAGCUGCUGCAUUUCGAUUCGCCCAUACUUUGCUACCAGGACUGAUGAAAGUCACCGAUGACCUACGAGGCACGUCGUCUUACGUAGAGCUGCACAGGAUGCUGUUCAACCCUUACAGUCUGUACUCGGAGGGCGGAGUGAAGAGUUCCGUGACUUCAGCCACGGAGAACGUCAUUCAAAUGACCUCCACUCACGUGACGUCUCAGUUGACCAAUCACCUGUUCGAGGACCCUAUAGGGAACGCCACUGUUCCUUGUGGCCUGGACCUGGUGUCCUUGAACAUCCAGCGUGGAAGAGAUCACGGACUGCCUGGUUACACAAAGUGGAGGGAAUAUUGUGGACUGGGAAAGCCUGAAAGCUUUUCCGACCUGGAGGGACACGUGGAUCCGCAGACCCUGAGGGACAUGUCCGCGCUGUACGAGUCCGUUCAUGACGUUGAUUUGUAUACCGGUGCACUGGCUGAGCUACCGAAGCCUGGCGGAAUCGUCGGGCCUACUUUCAGUUGCCUGAUUGCGGAUCAGUUCGUUCGAUUGCAGAAAGGCGAUCGAUUCUGGUACGAGGUGGCUGGUAGACCUCAUUCGUUUAGUCCAGAUCAGCUUCAGGAACUACGCAAAACAUCUCUGGCAAGGCUGAUCUGCGACUGUUCGGACGGAGUCACCCAAAUCCAACCCGAAGUCAUGCGCUCCAUUGGUCCCAACAACCCCAUGAUGUCCUGCGAGGACAUCCCAGCAUUGUCCUUGGAACCAUGGUUGGACGUAAAAGCUUCCGAUCCCUUAUUGAAGGCUACAUUCGCUCCGUUCGAUUGGGUGGAAUUUAAGAGCAACAUCAACAAAACGAUCCAAGAUGUCGUAACGUACAUCAACGACACGGCAUCGUCCGCCACAGUGGGCACAGACUGGCUGGCGUUCAAGAGUUACAUAAACAACUCCUUCUCUGAUUUAAAGAAUCAACUGUCGGGGCUUCACCCUCCGACACCUGUCGAAAGUCAGUCGAAAAUAGGACCAACGAAGACCGAAGGAUUUAUUUUAAAAGCAGGAGCCCCGGCGAGCGUGUACAUGGACUGGAUCAGUUUCAAGAGCGAUCUAGUCAAGUCCCUGAAUGAUUCUAUAGGGACGAUAGGUGGUGGUCCAGCCUCUGCUACCAAGUGGAUCGCCUUUAAACAGAACAUCGCCGACCAAUUUACCGAUCUGAAGAGUCAGAUCGACUCCAUGAAGGCGGACGUUUCCCCCAAGUUGCUCGCGAUGAAGUCCAAAGAGGGUGACGUUGUAACCAAGCAGAAGAAGUCGAUGAAGGCAACGAAGACGAAGACGAAGACGAAGACGUCGAAGGUCGGGGAGGCCAUGAUUUCAGCGAUCUUCGACUGGAAGAAUUUCAAGGACAAUAUUACGAAAUGGUUGAACGACACCAUCUUAGACAUAGGUAGCAACAUGCCACCCCCUGGUGAUCCAGCUUGGGCGACCUUUGGCAAAGAUAUAAUGGACAAGUACUCUGCUCUUCGAGGCGAAAUAAACAGCACGAAACCUGCUGUUCCAAUGCAACUGGCUGCUGGAGGACCAGCUGGCAAUUGGUUGGCUUACAAAACUGACGUCAUCGACGCCAUGAACGAAGCCGUAAUGGGAAUAAAGGACAGCAUGCCACCUCCUGGGGAUCCAGCGUGGGCGACCUUCGGCAAAGACAUAACGGACAAGUACUCUGCCCUUCGAAAUAAAAUGAACAACACGAAUCCUCCUGUUCCGAUGCAAAUGGCUACUGGGAAGUCCAGUAUCGCCGAGGAUUGGUUGUCCUACAAAGCCGACGUCAUCAAGACCAUAAACGACACCGUGAACGAGAUAAAGAGCCACAUGCCUCCCCCAGGUGAUCCAGCAUGGGCUACCUACAGAGACGAAGUCGUGAAGACGUUCUCUGGCUUCAAGACUACCCCACCGCCAUUGCAGCUUGCCUUCUUACCUGCGAACGUUCAACGUCCCAUCUUGGGUGCUCCAGGUGCAAAGUUCGUCAACGUUGACCUCUCCAAUUUGACCGACGACUGGCUAGAGUUCAAGAGCCAACUGAACGACUCGCUGACACGAAUCAUCCAGGAUAUUCAAAGUAAGAAGCCAACCGGGAUCGAUCCCGUUGGCUGGGUCGCCUUCAAGGCCUCCACUGCGAACGAAUUCGCGCAGUUAAAGGACGAGAUAGCGAGCAUGAAGACCGAGUGGGCAAUGAAGAUCAAAUCAAAGGACUCUCCCGUUCUCCAGGCUGCGUUCAAGAAGGACGCUUCCGGCAAAUUCGAUUACACGAAGUUCGCGAAGCCUGCUAUACCUCCAGAGGACUGGGUGGCCUUCAAAAAGGAGAUAAACGACACUUUGAUGAAUUUGCUGAACACCGCAAACCUCACCGAGAAGAUGGACUUCGACGAGAUCCAGGGGAUGUUCAACGAGUCCUUCGCCAGCCUUAGGCAGGAGAUCGCGUCCUUGAAGGACCAGAUCGCAAUGGCCGAGAAUAAAACAGUCGACGAUUGGAUCAACUUUCAGACUCAGCUGAAUGCCACGGUGAAGGAACUGACAGAGAAUUUAAAAAAUGGGACCAAGGCAAUUGCGAUGAGGACACUGUUUCAGACCAAGGAUAAAUUGUCUAAUCUUGAACCACCCGCGGACGUGCCAACGAAGGACCUACUAGAGUACACUUCCAAAAUCAGCGAAACACUCGCAGCCAGUCUGAAAGACAUCGGAGGCCCAAAGAAGAAACCUUUGACUCUCAAAGCAGAAGAGCCUCUGUCUUCGUGCCCCGUACAAAUGUCUUUACAGGAUUGGUUGAUAGCCUCGUGUCUCGCGAUAGUGCUUCGUGUGUCUUCGUUCAACUCCCAGAUACCUGUUAGGUGUUAGAAGAUACGCGAGAAGAUACACUUUUUUAAUACUUGUACAUAUAUUCUAGAACUUAAAUACUUUUACAUACUAAAUAUGGGGUAAGAGAACGUAUCGAACAGAAGAAACGAGGGGACCUUGAAAGGGGCCAAAAAGUGUAAAGGUUUGAUUGACAUUAAAGCGUGGGAAACCAA
Hylaeus volcanicus is the source of this 5098-nucleotide messenger RNA. RefSeq lists its product as uncharacterized. The record is from RefSeq and is a predicted model, not a curated record. Gene Ontology annotation, biological process: response to oxidative stress. The transcript is spliced from 5 exons. Gene Ontology annotation, molecular function: heme binding; peroxidase activity. NCBI's taxonomy places the organism in Eukaryota, Metazoa, Arthropoda, Insecta, Hymenoptera, Colletidae. The coding region runs from base 411 to 4925 and encodes 1504 amino acids.